Hemibagrus wyckioides is the source of this 2550-nucleotide messenger RNA. It is a transcript of the gene ralab, whose product is annotated as v-ral simian leukemia viral oncogene homolog Ab (ras related). The record is from RefSeq and is a predicted model, not a curated record. Gene Ontology annotation, biological process: regulation of exocytosis; Ras protein signal transduction. Gene Ontology annotation, cellular component: plasma membrane. Gene Ontology annotation, molecular function: GTPase activity; GDP binding; GTP binding. Lineage: Eukaryota; Metazoa; Chordata; Actinopteri; Siluriformes; Bagridae. Bases 514 to 1131 code for a protein of 205 amino acids. The transcript is spliced from 5 exons.
UAUUUAGGAUCUACUCCCAGUACUGUACGUCACGCGAGAAGGUACAAAACAAAGAUGUCAAACUUGUCUCAUAGCAAAGGGACACGAAAACCAGAAAACAUUAUCAUCUGGGAUAUUUUUACACAUUUUAGCUCUUAAACCCUUUUUUUAACACGGUCGUGACAAGGAUCUAGGGAAUUUGGUUAGCCCUCGAGCUAAGUUUACACAAGAAUAAUUAGGACGGAACGGUUGGUUAGUUUGUUUGGCGCUUUUUAAAAAUACAUUUAUUGAGCGUGUUAGCUCAUGCUACGAGUAGGAACGGGGUUCUGGUGACAGAUGAAACCCUUAGCAGUGUGAGUAAUCAGCUCUGGGCUUUACUGAGUCAUCUAUUUCUCACAUAAAAGAAGAAAAUUACCGGCAACAUCAGCGGUACAGCACGGACAUCAUCGGCGCGUGACGCUUGAUUUCCUUCCCUACGCUGACUAAACCCCGCCUCCUGUCUGGAUUACCUCCUGUGACUCGCUUUGCGGAAAGAUGGCGGCAAACAAACCCAAAGCACCGAACUCUCUGGCCCUCCACAAAGUGAUAAUGGUGGGCAGCGGCGGAGUGGGCAAAUCCGCACUCACGCUCCAGUUCAUGUACGACGAGUUUGUGGAGGAUUACGAGCCCACUAAAGCCGACAGCUACAGAAAGAAAGUGGUUCUGGAUGGAGAAGAGGUCCAGAUUGAUAUUUUGGAUACGGCAGGGCAGGAAGACUACGCUGCCAUUCGGGAUAACUACUUCCGAAGCGGAGAGGGAUUCCUCUGUGUGUUCUCCAUCACAGAAUCCGAGUCUUUCGCCGCCACUGCUGACUUCAGAGAGCAGAUCCUCAGAGUAAAGGAGGACGAGAACGUGCCCUUCCUGCUGGUCGGAAAUAAGUCUGACCUGGAGGACCGGAGGCAGGUGGGAGCGGAGGAAGCCAAAGCCCGAGCCGAUCAGUGGGGCGUCAGCUACGUUGAGACGUCGGCCAAAACCCGGGCCAACGUGGACAAGGUGUUUUUUGACCUCAUGCGAGGGAUCAGAGCCAGGAAAAUGGAGGAAGGCAAGGAGAACGGGAAAAAUAAAAGAAAGAGUUUAAUGAAGAGGAUUCGGGAGAGAUGUUGUAUUUUAUAAAGACUGACUUGCUGUGAUGUCACUUCCUCCCAUUUUUAAUGUCUGUCUAAUUGCAGCUCAUUUUAUUUAACUUCUUUUCAGAAGGGUAACAAGGGACAGAAAAUCAGGUAUGUACAUGUGUACUCGGGACUUGGAACAAGUCUCGACGAACAGGUUUCAUUUCAUUAUUUAAAUGUACAUAGCUCAUAUGACACUACUGUGGGGUUUUUUUGUUUUAUUUUUUUCUUUUGCCAGCACACUGAGGACCCAGUACUACCCUGAAAAUAUCACUUGGGCUGCUUUCACACUUGGAAUGUUUUCUUAAGCGUCAGCGCAUAUAUUACAGGAAGUGGAUGCAAGCCAGGCAGAAUGUGGAUGCUUCUAAAAAGCAUACCGGUCCUUAAUGUUUCUUGGUCAUAGCUCUUCUAUAGUUGGGAAAAAAAGUGCAGAGUGAUGCACACGGGCAUCGUGACAUUUUGACCAAUUCGUUUGCAGGUUAGGGGCGAGCUUGAAAAUCAAACAUUGAAGGAGGAUUUUUUAGGAUGUUCACCAGUAUAUAGAGUAACUUCACUGUUAGUUCUCUUGAAUUUCUGCCUCCAGUGUUACAACAAACGUAAACAACCUCCUCAUCAGAGUCUUUAAUUCAGUUAGGUUGUCUUUAUUUGUCACAUACAUUACUGCACAGUGAAAUUCUUUCUUCGCAUAUCCCAUCCUUGGAGGUUGGGGUCAGAGCACAGGGUCAGCCAUGAUGCAGCGCCCCUGGAGAAAGGUGGGUUGGGGGCCUUGCUCAAGGGCUCAACAGUGGCAGUUUGUCGGGCUUGAACCCCGAUCUUCCGGUCAACGACCCAGAGCCAUAACCACCGCAACCAUCAUCUACAUUACUGAUUAUAAUCAGUCUAAUUAGAGGGAUGGGGUAGCUUAGAGGUCAAGAUGUUGGACCACUGAUCAGAAGGUGAUGAGUUCACAUCCAAGGUGCCCUUGAGCAAGGUCCUUAACCCUUAAAUGCUCAGGUGUAUGAAAAUGGGACAAUGUAAGUCACUCUGGAUACUAGGACUGGUAUGAGGAGUGUUGUAGUUAUAGUCUGUUUUUUGGGCCAAACCAGUAGAACUCUAAUCCUUUAAUCCCUUGACCUUGUUUUGGAUCGACAACAAAAUGUUCAUCAGGUAAUAGCAAAUAUUCAAGUCCUACAUUUAAGCACUUAUUUCUAAGGUAAUAGACUGACAAGACUUACCCAACAAAGUCAAACCUGGCCUUGAGAUCUCUGUAUGAGCAACAAGAAGGACGCUAUCGAAGGAAAACUGUUUGACCUCGACUCUGCCAGGAUCAGUUACAAAAAUCAAAUCACUUCAUGCGCCAGAGGCAUAAAAAAAAUGCCAAGUGUAAACGCAGCCUUAGUUCACUACACGGGUUUGAGGUUAUUUGGGUUCUGUGCAUACUUUA